Molecule: messenger RNA, 2460 nt
Organism: Branchiostoma floridae (Florida lancelet)
Lineage: Eukaryota; Metazoa; Chordata; Leptocardii; Amphioxiformes; Branchiostomatidae
Product: blastula protease 10-like
Exons: 1
Coding region: 77-2206 (709 amino acids)
Biological process (GO): proteolysis
Molecular function (GO): metalloendopeptidase activity; zinc ion binding
Source: RefSeq, a predicted model, not a curated record
UUUCGGUAGAAUUCGAAUUCUAAACCGCUUGGAACACGGCAGCGCUUGAAAGCCGCAGUUGAGGAAGGCUUGUAUCAUGGCUCUGCCUUGCCUGCUGGCGCUCUUCAUUCUUACUGUGGUGGCGACCAACAGCGAAGCCACAUCAGUAGUAGGCAACGGCCAACAUGGGAGGGUGAAAAGGAGCAAAUUCGUCGGACUGGAAGAAUUCCGCUGGCCGAACGGUAAGGUGAUAUGGAGAUACGAUCCUAAGUACAACCACCAAGACAAAAGGGAUCAACUUGAGCGGGCCAUGUCUGUUAUUGAGAAGUACACUUGUGUCAACUUCGAGGAGCUCAAGACAAACAGCCCACGACUACCUUACUACCUGCGAGUCAUAAACGGGCGCGGCUGUUACUCGUCGCUUGGGUACAUGAAGAAAUACGAUGAAAAGAAAUUAGGCCGACAAGACCUCUCAUUGUCUCUUGGUUGUUACAAGGGCCACGACAUCCGCACCCUCCUUCACGAGCUCGGGCACGCCCUAGGCCUGUACCACGAACAGAGCCGACCCGACCGAGACGACAACGUCAACGUGAUUAACGGUAACGUACUCCCCAACGAGCUACCCCAGUACAUGAAGUAUCCCUGGGCGGUCACGGGAAGGACGAAGCUGCCGUACAAUUAUGCCAGCGCCAUGCACUAUGGAUCCCGCUUCUUCACCAGAAAGGGUCUGGCCACCAUGCUAACAAAAGAUUGGCGCGAUCAGUUCAUGAUAGGAUUCUCGGCACCCGGUCUGGGAGAGGCCGACUACCAGGCCAUCAACACAAUGUACAAGUGCGACAAGUACUGCCAAUCGGGCCCCAGGAAGUGCCUGAACGAGGGCCAGCGUGUGCACAGACCGAUGACUAGUGCGUGCGAAUGCCGGUGUCCAGAAGGACUGACUGGAAACCAGUGUGAGGCCGUCUCAGACGACACCGCAGUGUGUGGAGGAGUUUUUGAGACAGGCGAGGCAGGAGGGAUCAUAACAACACCGGGGUUUCCCAGUCCGUACAGGAACGGCCAGCGGUGCACGUGGCUCAUCAAGACGAAGAAUCCGAGCGAUCGCAUCACACUUAACAUCACCGAAUUUGACCUGACCCCAUCCGAUGGCGACUGCUACGAGAGAGGGGAGGACACUCUGGAGAUCCGGCGCUGGGGUCUGAUCAACUAUGGCAGCACCUACUGUGCCAAGAAUAGCGGCGAGGUUCCGCCCAUACAGACCUCCAUCUUAGACUCGGUGCUUAUCCGCUUCAGUGGAAACAAGGCCGACGGCGACCACAAGGGAAUCCGCAUAGAGUACACCAUCAACAAGGAGAACGACGACAAGAAGGUGCUGGAGAGUUUCAUCGAACUGCCCUUCCGGAAGCUGGUCACCACCGAGCAGAAGUCCAUCCCACUCAUCAGCCCGGCAGACUGCGCGAGAACCUGUCUCUCUGCCACUGACUGUAACUCGUUCGUGCACGGGGACCCGCACAAUUCCACCUGUCACCUCUCGUUGAAAAUGGUGGACCACACCAACGCAAGGCUUUUCGUCGACCUCGCCGCCAACUAUUUCUACAAGAAGCCUGCGGGAUACAGCUAUACACCCCUGGACUGGUUCACCAAGAAGCCAGGCAUGCAAAUUCGGGGAGCUUGCGCAAAACCCUUAAGCCAGAUCUCGCUCGAAUCCUGUGCCACGGCUUGCCUCUACAUGGGACAUUUCCGGUGCAGGUCCAUUGUUUACGGGGGCAACACGUGCAGUCUCUGCUACAAGGAUUCCACGCUGGCUCGGAUAGUGGACAACCCAAUAGUUGACACGUACGAUCGUCAUGAGAGGCUGUACACUUCUGAUUUUCCUGUAGCAGGGGGCGGCCCACAGAAACCGGUGCUAACACCGCGGCCUCGCAAGGACUGCUACUACAAGGAAGACAACGGCGUGAGCUACGUGGGGACGUCCCGGAGGACGGUCAGGGGGAUGAUGUGCCAGUCGUGGUUCUACACAAAGGGAUACGGGCCCGGGAGCAAGUAUCUGAAGGAGAAUCCCACAAAGUGGCGGAAGGACAAGUACUACUGCCGCAACCCUGGUGACGACCCGGAAAAGACCCGUCCUUGGUGCUACACCAACACUCCUUGCUACGGCACCUAUCCGUUGUCGCGCUGCAAGUACGCGGAAAACUGGAGCUACUGCAGGCUACCUGUCUGCACCGACUGAUGAUCUCACGUAAUUCUCAGAAUGAACAGCAUUUGCCGCAGUUUUAAAAAGUUAGAAAAUAUCUGUUUCUUCUUACCUAUCCCUACUUACUACUCGUGAUACAACACUGUUUAGUAACAACUUUGCAAUUGGUGACAAAGGAUGACCUCAGUAGAAUAUGCAACUGAUAGCAUACGUGUCCAUUUGAUCAUUAACAGAAACUACAUGUAAUCCGAUUCAUUCAGAGAUUACAAAAAGGUCCUUCAGUAUCACAA